UGUUCAAAGCGUGGUGGUGCUGGAGAUAGAAGCACGCAGUCCGUCGAUUUCAGCAAGGCGGCCAUGAGGUGGAUUCUCUCAGGCUUCUAAAGCAUCCUGAGAACAUCAGUUUACCGCCUUUCACCGACACUUGCCGAACGACACGUUUCAAACCUGUUUGCAUAGCCUACGUCGUGUCUGCCGGAAAUGGAAGUGCUUCCACAUUUCAUAUUUACAGUAAAAGCCGCUGGAGCAUCCAGAAUUUCAAAAUCUUUGAAAUCAACAUCCAUCAGGGUGUUGAGCUCAGCUUGGAGUAAGAUUUGUGAGUGACUCUUUACGGUUUCCUAUGUGGAGAAUGAAACGGUUUUGCUGACAUGGUCGUUCUACUCACCAACGGGACACCAUUACUCCUCUGUCUGUAACCAUGAUAACCAGCUGGACAUACUAGGCCCUUCACUGACUAGAGGUCACAGAGGUUUGGACCGAUUGCAUACACCACACAAGAAUCAUGUAGUGACCCUCUCUUCACCAAGGGGGGCGGGUCGUUUUUUUGUAUUUUUUAUAUUACUUUUUUUCAACUUUUGUAUAUUUGUGGAUGACUUGGUGAAGAGGACAUGGGUCUCCAUGCCUCUCCCUACCCUAGUGCCUUGCUAUGUUUCCUGGAUGGUCUGUCCUGGGGGUUCAUCUUCCCCUGCUACUGGCUGCUGAACUGCCUGCUGGGCUCGUGCGUGCCCACCUCCCUGGAGAAGCGGCGUCGCUCCCAGGACCCCUGCUCCUUCUCCUCCCUCAGCAUCCUGGUGGUGGUGCCCCUGUACCUGCUGCUGCUACUGGCCUCGCUGCCUUUCGCUCUGUUGGGCUUCCUGGUGUGGGCGCCGCUGCAGACGGCACGGCAGUCCUACCUCUACACCCACCAGCCAGUCAGUGACAAGCAGCGGGCAGCUGAGCAAGGGGCGGGGCUGGUGCCAGGGGAGUGGCGUCCACAAGGGCGGAGCUUCUGUUUCAGCAGCGCGAAUGUGUGCCUGCUGCCGGACGCACUAGCCCGCUUCAACAACCUGGCAGACACUCAGUCCCGUGCGGGAGAAGUGGGCAGACGCAUCCGCAAUGGAGCCAGCCGCCCGCAGAUCAAGAUUUACAUCGAUUCCCCGACCAACACCUCCAUCAGCGCUGCCUCCUUCAGCAGUCUGGCCAUGCAGAGCAAUGCCGGGGGCUUCAGACGCACAUCCUCCCUGGACCAGCGGCCGGAAUCAGAGCCUGCUGAGAGCUCCGCGGGAGACUGCCCAGUGCACCAGUCGCCAGAUGGCCCCAUCCACCGCACUGCAAGUCCACCCACUAUCGCUACAUCAGCAGAAUGCCCUGCCCAUCCACCAGUAGCCACGCCUCCCAUCACCACAUCAGCAGAAUGCCCCGCCCACCAAUCUGUAGCCAUGCCUCCCAUCACCACAUCAUCAGAAUGCCCCGCCCACCCAUCAGUAGCUACCCCUCUCAUAACCUCAUCAGCAGAAUGCCCCGCCCACUCCUCACCUGUUAUAGGCUCCGCCUCUGAUUGCCCUCUGCACUCAGAACCUCUGCCUUCAUCCAAUCAGGACACCCAAGACUGCCCUCUCCACCCUUGUAGUCAGAGUGUCCCAGACUGCCCUCUCCACCCCUCAAGUCAGAGUGUUUCAGACUGCCCUCUCCACCCCUCCAGUCAGAGUGUUCCAGACUGCUCUGUUCACUCCUCUGGAGUGCAGAUCAGCAUCAGUGCACCAGAGGCCAAUGGGCGUCAGGAGCCCCCAAGAAACCAUCGUCCUGACGCUGACACAGGCAGUCUGGACAGUCGUACCGCCUCCCGUGAGUCUCUCACUCGUUUCCAUGGUGAUGGCGGCGGAAGUGGGGGUGGUGUACCGUCCAACAACACACUAUCACACCGUACCUCUGUGUUUAAGCGCCACGUGGGCCGCAAGCGUCGCCAUGGUGAUGAUGGCUUUGACCAUGAAAUCUCAGCUUUCUUCCCGGCCAACCUCGACUUCCUGUGUCUGCAGGAAGUGUUUGAGGAGCGGGCCGCAGGCUCUCUAAGGCGGCAGUUGCAUCGCUACUUCCCCUACUUGCUUAGUGACGUGGGCCGCUAUGCAUGGAGGGGUUGCUGCUCACGCUUUAAGUUUCUCAACAGUGGCCUGCUCCUUGCUAGCCGCUACCCAAUCCUAGACGCCCACUUCGAGUGCUACCCCAAUGGGCGAGGGGAGGACGCGCUGGCCUCUAAGGGCGCACUGUUUGCCAAGGUGCAGGUGGGGACCUCCAGCACAGGACAGAGGGUCGUGGGCUACAUCGCCUGCACACACCUGCAUGCCAUUGAGGGGGAUGCGGCUGUACGCUGUGAGCAGUUGGACUUGCUGCUGGAGUGGGGGAUGGUGUUCCGUAAGGCUACAUCCUGCCCAGUAGGAGAGAAGGGGCUCGAGGACCAGGUGGCUUUUGACGUCAUCCUGGGCGACCUCAAUUUUGACAACUGCUCCUCAGAGGAUAAGCUGGAGCAGCAGCAUGUACUCUUCACUCACUAUAAGGACCCAUGUCGCUUGGGUGCAGGGGAAGACAAGCCAUGGGCACUGGGUACACUACUAGACACAGAUGGACUUUAUGACGAGGAAGUCAGUUCACCAGAGAGUCUCCAAAAGGUGAUGGAGAAUGAGGAGGCGAGGAAAGAGUACUUAGUCUAUCCCAAGAGCAAAAACCAGUGCCACAGUCAGAAAGGCCGGAAAAUACCACUCAAAGGCAACGGCAGGAGGAUCGAUUACAUCCUGUACCGCGAAGAUGGCUUACAGCCUGAAUGGAAAGUGGACAUUGAGGAGUUCAGCUUCAUCACACAGCUGGCUGGCCUCACUGACCACCUGUCUGUGGCCAUCAGACUGGCCGUGGCCACCGGCGAAGAAGAGCCGUAGGAACAGACAAACACACACACACACAGACACACACAGAGACAGACAGACACACACACGUCCUUUGACACCACAGAGGACAGAGUGAGCACCUAGCCUACGGCCCAUGGUGCUCCUCAUUGCAGGUUUCCCCUACAGGUUCACUGACAGCAAUUCAAACCAUUUGGCCCUUUAAUGAACAGGUGCAAAAGGUUGUGUACUCUACUCCAGAGGACGGGUGCAAUUAAACAACCUUUUCUGUUAAAUGGGAUAGUUUACACCAACAAAAAUCAAAUCUCAUGACUUUUCCAAAACCUUCAGUGUAUUUUAUGAAUUUUACGUGUUUGCCCAGGUCUUAUAAAUGGGAUUUUAAUAUCAUGAUUUCUCCAUGAUUCCCAUGGCUGUGGGAAGCCUGCUAGUUGACUGACGACUCUAAGAUAACCACACCAUCAGAACCCACCCACCCAACCACACACACACACACACACACACUGCCUUGUGAGUGUAUCCUCACAGAGACUAAAGACACAGAUACUCUCUUUUGUCCUUACUGAACAUGUGAUCUUUUUGGAUCUCAUAUCUAUAUGGAUUUAUAACAAAAUAGUAAUAGUUUAUAAAAAUGGCUGAAUGAUUUCCUGUACUUUAUUGAAUUGUAUGUCAGGUUUGUGUGUUAAUGCCGUUCAGAUAUGUAAUAAAUGGGUGUGGGCAUAGAGAGAAAUGGGUGUGGGCCGUAAGGGGUGGAGUUCUGUGUUGUCAUGACACCUCUCUGUGUUGUCAUGGUUAUGGAGUGUGUGUGUGU
Molecule: messenger RNA, 3666 nt
Organism: Alosa alosa (allis shad)
Lineage: Eukaryota; Metazoa; Chordata; Actinopteri; Clupeiformes; Clupeidae
Gene: smpd3
Product: sphingomyelin phosphodiesterase 3
Exons: 9
Coding region: 594-2891 (765 amino acids)
Biological process (GO): sphingomyelin metabolic process
Cellular component (GO): extracellular region; cytoplasm
Molecular function (GO): sphingomyelin phosphodiesterase activity
Source: RefSeq, a predicted model, not a curated record